Molecule: messenger RNA, 2603 nt
Organism: Exophiala mesophila
Lineage: Eukaryota; Fungi; Ascomycota; Eurotiomycetes; Chaetothyriales; Herpotrichiellaceae
Exons: 1
Coding region: 185-2191 (668 amino acids)
Biological process (GO): protein phosphorylation; mitotic DNA damage checkpoint signaling
Cellular component (GO): nucleus
Molecular function (GO): ATP binding; protein serine/threonine kinase activity
Source: RefSeq, a predicted model, not a curated record
CCUAUUAUUCAACUUGACUUCUCACUCACAACACUCGUGUCUCGACUUUGAUCUGGUGAGAAGAAUACUCAUCCCAGUCAAAUGAUACUUGGUUCUGACCUUGAGCCUUUGAACAGUCGCCGAGCUCCGCCUUGCGCGGUUCCCAUCUCCCAGUGUUCGAGGACAUCGCACCGUCAGCUGCGCAAUGGCGCAGGCUGACAACGACUUUCAAAACUUCACCGGACUGCGUUUGACCACAGACGCUGCUAUCGAAGACGAUAUACUCACUUCGGCCCCUCAUGGACAACGUGAUUCAGAUCUUCAUCUUGUCAUCGACAACCCACGGGGCUCCCGCCCUCCAUAUCGAGGGUCUGCCACGAGUCAAGAUACCAUCCGAGCGACCGCGACACCACCUGUAGCUAUUCCUCAGCAUGGGGACGCCACAGCUAUCGAAGACGAUCCUUCUUCACCAGCCACAUACAUUGACCAUUACAUGCGCCAUCGACAUGCAUCCAACAACUUCGACAUUCAAGAGUCCGAGGAGCCCCAACUUAUUCCAAACCCUCUGGUCAAGCCAGAAGGUGACCGCCGGCGAGGAAGACCAGUGCUGAAGGCUAUUUCCGACUCAAGGCAGUUUACUCGGGCACAGAGCGAAUCAGAAAGCGACCACUAUGAUCCGAAUACCGGCCGUCGCAUGUCUAAAUAUUCUACUACUCCACCUCGCGAACAAGCUCGGGUUGGCGAAGCCCGAUUCCCCCUUCUACAAAAGACGGUGGACGAGAUGGCUAGAGAGUCCGACGUCAAUCUUGCUCAGCCCAUGUCGUUGACUUCGGAAUCCACCAUGUCUCCUCUCGCACAGCCCGUAACUCCCCGUGACGAUGAGAAUGCCCUCCUCUCACCCGCCGUGGUUUCGCCCCUAGGCUCCCAAGGAUUUCCAUACGAAGAGCCAAGGUCAUUUCGACGCACAGCUUCGCAGCGGUGGAAGGACGGCGAAUUUUCCGCUUCACCACAAGAUUUCUUUGCUCGCGCUGGGAGCUUGCGCAAUCGAAGCCUUCGGGACAUGGCUGGCCGCUCUUCCCGCCAGGACACAAUGGGAUCGACCAAAUCUCCGAGAUCUACAGCCUCAUCUUAUCUUCGGUCUUUUUCCAUCAGCAGCGGAGGCAACGGGGAUGGCAGCGACGGUGGGGGGCCGCCAGCUGUCGAUGCCGAGGGACAGACAAUUGGUGAUGAUUACGUUCUUGGAAAACAGAUUGGGUUUGGUGGAUUCAGCACUAUCAAGGAGGUCACUCAGCUCAAGGAUGGGCAACAUAGGAAAUUGGCCGUCAAGAUUGUCCGUCGCAGGAUCGAUGGCAAAUCUGAAGCGGAAAAUGAUCAGGCCCAGGCUGAAUUCGAACAUGAAGUGGAACUCUGGCGGUUUCUGGACCACCCCAACAUCCUCCCUCUAGAAGCCGUGUACAAGCUAGACGAAGCGACAUUUUGUUUUAUCCCUUUGAAUAUUGGAGGCACUCUAUUCGAUCUCGUGCGGGCGAACCGCCAAGGACUGCCGAUGCACGUUGCUAGAAGCUACGGGUAUCAGUUGGCGGUUGCGCUUUCUUAUCUUCACUACGAUGCUCGUGUGGUGCACCGAGACGUCAAGUUGGAGAACUGUUUGGUUGAACCUACUCCUGAUGGUCAGCCUGGACGACUCCGUGUGUGCGAUUUUGGCAUGGCGGAGUGGCUUUCCAACGACAGCGGGUCAGGACCACCGAGCCCUUCGCUUCAUGACUCAGAUCGCCCACCACAGAAGCACAUUGGUCCAGCCGACACUUCAUCGUCGGCUUUUACUGGGGGCAGCCUGGAGUAUGCUGCCCCAGAAAUUCUACGCAUUGCGGCUAGGAACGAAGACGAGAGGCCUGCGGAAAGGUCCAUCGUAUCAGCCUCGGUGGAUGUUUGGGCAUAUGGAGUUUGUGUUUACAGCAUGAUUGUGGGAUCACGACCAUUCCAGGAUGCAUUCCAACCACGGGUUGUCAUGGCCAUUCUCUCCGGUGAUUGGGACCGGAAUAAACUACGCGAAAAAGGAGGUGACGACGUUUAUGAAGUGGUGAAUGGCUGCCUGGAAAUGAAUGUCACCGAUCGCUGGACGAUAUCCCAGGUUAUUGAUUCAGCCUGGCUGGAGGAUCUCGCGAAAGAGGAUGAUUCACAACACAACGACAACAGUAUAUGGCGACUCUGAUGCAGGAAUCAUCUGUCCGACGUCUCUCACAUGAAGCAUGAUUUACUGGAUAUCAUGGGGCACUCGACGAUUUUGUGAUGGAUCCAUAUACUUAAUGAGGGUAUUUUUCUUCUCCCGGUUGACAUUACCGCUAAACCUUGAGGCGUCAUGGUGCAGACGCACAUGGCUAUUACGGACGAUUUUGACGAGUUAUGACACAUUAUGGGAUCAGGAUGUCUUUCGCUCAUAUUUUCGGGCACGGUGGCAAGCCUCUCGAAUGACAGGAGGAGGGCAAGGCAUUGAUAUUCGACUUUUGGUUCCACUUGUUUUGUUGUGUUCUUGGAUGGAUGUAUGACUAGAACUGGGUCUCUCUCGCUCGAGGUUCUUUGGAUUCUUGUAUGUGAUAUUUUGACUUGGAAGUACUGGAGCGGAU